Lodderomyces beijingensis is the source of this 735-nucleotide messenger RNA. The record is from the annotation of a GenBank genome assembly. Lineage: Eukaryota; Fungi; Ascomycota; Pichiomycetes; Serinales; Debaryomycetaceae.
AUGAGCUCAAAGUCAGCAGCAGCUAUAUUGCAACGGCAAUUCAAGGACUUGACCGACCCCAAAAAGCGCAUCCCUUCCUUCCACAUUGAACUCGACGACGACAACAUCUUUUUGUGGAACAUCGGCGUCAUGGUGCUCAACCCCGACUCGUUGUACCACGGAGGCUACUUCAAAGGCCAAAUGAGGUUCCCGCCAGAUUUCCCCUUCCUGCCCCCUUCGUUCCGCUUCACCCCAGCAAUAUACCACCCCAAUAUUUAUAGAGAUGGAAGAUUAUGCAUCUCCAUCUUACACCAAGGAGGAGACCCCACCUCGGACGAGCCCGAGUCGGAAACUUGGUCGCCCGCGCAAACGGUGGAGAGCGUAUUGAUCUCCAUCAUCUCGUUGUUGGACGACCCCAACGGCAACUCGCCUGCAAACAUCGACGCGCUGGUUGAGUUUAGGAAAAACUUUGAAGAAUAUAAAAAGAAGGUGCAAAAGGAGGUGGAAAAGAGCCAGCGGAAUAUUCCCGAGGACUUUGUGAUGCCCGUGGAUGCUGAUAACGCGUAUGAUAACCAGCAACUGAAGAAAACGGGCCCAACCGAAGAAGAACACGUUGAUGAGGAUUUCUGGUACGACUCCGAGGAAGAAGAAAGCUUUGAUGAGGAGAGCUUGAUGGACCGCGAUGACGAUGAGGAAGAAGAGGAAGAUGAAGAGGAGGAAGAUGAAGAAGAGGAGGAUUUGAAUAUGAAGUCGUAG